AUGGCUAUAGAAUCUAUUCUCUCUGUUGCCAAACAAAGCUAUAAAUUCUAUUCUUUCUGUUGCCAGCAAGGAGUUGUAGAACCUAUUCUUUCUGCUGCCAUCAAGGCUAUAAAUCUAUUCUCUCUGUUAAUCUAUUCUCUCUCUUGCCAAACAAAAGCUAUAAAUUCUAUUCUUUCUGUUGCAACCAAGGCUAUAGAACCUAUUCUUUCUGCUGCCAACCAAGGCUAUAGAAUCUAUUCUCUCUGUUGUAAACAAAAAGCUAUAAAUUCUAUUCUUUCUGUUGCCAAAGCCAAGAAUCUAUUCUCUCUGUUGCCAAACAAAGCUAGAAUCUAUUCUCUGUUGCCAAGCAAGCUAUUCUUCUUUCUGUUGCCCACCAAAGGCUAUAAACCUAUUCUUUCUGCUGCCAACCAAUAUGCUAGAAUCUAUUCUCUCUUUGCCAAACAAGCUAUAAAAUUCUAUUCUUUCUGUUUUAACCAAGGCUAUAGAACCCCAUCCUUUUCUGCUGCCACCAAUGCUAUAGAAUCUAUUCUCUCUGUUGUCAAACAAAGCUAUAAAUUCUAUUCUUUCUGCUAUACGCUGCAUAAAUUCUAUUCUUCUGUUGCCAUUCUUUCUGCCACCAAGGGCUCUCUGUUUUUAAACAAAGCUAUAAAUAUUCUUUCUGCUUGCCAGCCAAUAGCUAUUCUUUCUGCUGCCAACCAAAGGCUAUUCUCUCUAAUCUAUUCUCUCUGUUGCGAAACAAACUAUAAAUUCUAUUCUUUCUGUUUUGUCAGGAAGGCUAUAGAACCUAUUCUUUCUGCUGCCAACCAAGGCUAUAGAAUCUAUUCUCUCUGUUUGCCAAACAAAGCUAUAAAUUCUAAUCUUUCUGUUGCCAACAAGGCUAUAGAACCUAUUCUUUCUGCUGCCAACAAUGCUAUAGAAUCUAUUCUCUCUGUUAAUCUCUGUUUUUCUGCUAUAAAUUAUAUUCUCUCCUAUUCUUCUGCUGCAAACAAAGCUAUAAAUUCUAUUCUUUCUGUUGUCAAACAAGGCUAUAAAACCUAUUCUUUUCUGCUGCCAAUCAAGGCUAUAGAAUCUAUUCUUUCUGUUUUAAACCAAAUAGAAUCUAUUCUCUCUGUUAAUCUAUUCUCUCUGUUGCCAAUAGUUCCUAUUCUUUCCAGUUUGCCAAACAAGGGCCACUAUUCUUUCUGUAAUCUAUUCUCUCUGUUUACAAACAAAGGCUAUAAAAUUAUUCUUUCUGUUUGCCAACAAGGCUAUAGAACCUAUUUUUUCUGCUGCCCAAUCAAGGCUAUAGAAUCUAUUCUCUCUGUUGUCAAACAAACUAUAAAUUCUAUUCUUUCUGUUUGCCAACCAAAGGCUAUAGAACCUAUUCUUUCUGCUUUUGCCAACCAAGGCUAUAAGAUCUAUUCUCUCUGUUGCCAAACAAAGAUAAAUUCUAUUCUUUCUGUUGCCAACAAGGCUGUAGAACCUAUUCUUUCUGCUGCCAACCAAGGCUAUAGAAUCUAUUCUCUGUUGCCAAACAAAGCUAUAAAAUUCUAUUCUUUCUAUUUGACAACCAAGGCUAUAGAACCUAUUCCUUCUGCUGCCCAGCAAGGCUAUAGAAUCCUAUUCUCUCUGUUGCCCAAACAAAGCUAUAAAUUCUAUUCUUUCUCUGAACCUAUUCUUUCUGCUUUGCAAUGGAAUUCUAUUCUUUCUCUGUUGCCAGCAAAGCUGCAUUCUAUUCUCUCUGUUGCCAAACAAAGCUAUAAAUUCUAUUCUUUCUGUGUUGCCAACCAAGGCUAUAGCCUAUUCUCUCUGUUGCCAAACAAAAUGCUAAUCUAUUCUCUCUGUUUUGCCAAAACAAAGCUUUAUAAAUUCUAUUCUUUCUGUUGCCAACCAGGCUAUAGAACCUAUUCUUUCUGCUGCCAACCAAGGCAUAGAAUCUAUUCUCUCUCAUUGCCAAACAAAAUCCUAUUCUCUCUGUUGCCAAACAAAGCUAUAAAUUCUAUUCUUUCUGUGCCAACCAAAGGCUAUAGAAUCUAUUCUUUCUGCUUGCUAUAG
Molecule: messenger RNA, 2034 nt
Organism: Acanthosepion pharaonis
Lineage: Eukaryota; Metazoa; Mollusca; Cephalopoda; Sepiida; Sepiidae
Source: the annotation of a GenBank genome assembly